ACGCCACGCCGGUGCCCGAGCAGAGAAGCCCAGGCUGCGCGCGUCCAGCCGCCGCGCGGGGAGCGCCCGGAGGCGGGGGCCGGCAGGCGGACAGCAGCCGCGGGGCAGCCGGGGAGCAUGCCCGCGCAGCCCCGCUGAAUGGCGCCUUCUCCGCGACCCCUCGCCCGGCCGCAGCCGCCGGGGAUGCUGCUCGGCGCGCUCCUGCUCCUGCUGCUCCUCGGCUCCCUUCCAGGAGUAUGGUGCUUUAGCGAACUGUUUUUUAUAAAAGAACCGCAGGAUAUAACUGUCACAAGAAAGGACCCAGUCAUUUUAGAUUGCCAGGCUCAUGGAGAAGUUCCUAUUAAAGUCACUUGGUUGAAAAAUGGAGCAAAAGUGUCUGAAAAUAAGCGGAUCCAGGUUCUGUCCAACGGUUCUUUAUACAUCAGUGAGGUGGAAGGCAAGCGAGGAGAGCAGUCUGAUGAAGGAUUUUAUCAGUGCUUGGCAAUGAACAAAUUUGGAGCCAUUCUUAGUCAAAAAGCUCAUCUUACCUUAUCAACUAUUUCUGCAUUUGAAGUUCAGCCAAUUUCUAUUGAGGUCCAAGAAGGUGGAGUUGCUAGAUUUGCAUGCAAGAUUUCAUCAAACCCUACUGCAGUCAUAACAUGGGAAUUAAAUCGGACAACUCUGCCUGUAACUAUGGACAGGAUAACCGCCCUACCAACAGGAGUAUUGCAGAUCUAUGAUGUCGACCAGCAGGAUGCUGGAAACUACCGUUGUGUUGCUGCUACUGUAGCCCACAGACGUAAAAGCAUGGAGGCCUCUCUCACAGUGAUUCCAGGGAAGGAGCCUAAGCCCUUCCACACACCAGCCAUUAUAGCAGGUCCACAGAACAUAACGGCAUCUCUUCAUCAGACUGUUGUUUUAGAAUGUGUGGCCACGGGAAAUCCCAAACCGAUCAUUUCUUGGAGCCGUCUUGAUCACAAGUCCAUUGAUGUCUUUAACACUCGGGUGCUUGGUAACGGUAACCUCAUGAUAUCUGAUGUCAGGCUACAACAUGCUGGAGUGUACAUUUGUCGGGCCACCACCCCAGGCACACGCAACUUUACAGUUGCCAUGGCAACUUUAACUGUGUUAGCUCCUCCUUCAUUUGUUGAAUGGCCAGAAAGUUUAACGAGGCCUCGAGCUGGCACUGCUCGAUUUGUAUGUCAGGCAGAAGGAAUCCCUUCACCCAAAAUGUCAUGGUUGAAAAACGGAAGGAGGAUACAUUCAAAUGGUAGAAUUAAGAUGUACAACAGUAAAUUGGUAAUUAACCAGAUUAUUCCUGAAGAUGAUGCUAUUUAUCAGUGCAUGGCUGAGAACAGCCAGGGAUCUGUUUUAUCUAGAGCCAGGCUGACUGUAGUAAUGUCAGAAGACAGACCCAGCGCUCCCUAUAAUGUGCAUGCUGAAACCAUGUCAAGUUCAGCCAUCCUUUUAGCUUGGGAGAGGCCACUGUAUAAUUCAGACAAAGUCAUUGCUUAUUCCGUGCACUACAUGAAAGCAGAAGGUUUAAAUAAUGAAGAGUACCAAGUAGUCAUCGGAAAUGACACAACUCAUUAUAUUAUUGAUGACUUAGAACCUGCCAGCAAUUAUACUUUCUACAUAGUGGCAUAUAUGCCAAUGGGAGCCAGCCAGAUGUCUGACCAUGUGACACAGAACACUUUAGAGGAUGUUCCCUUGAGACCUCCUGAAAUUAGUUUGACCAGUCGAAGUCCCACGGAUAUUCUCAUCUCCUGGCUGCCGAUCCCAGCCAAGUAUCGGCGGGGCCAAGUGGUGCUCUACCGCCUGUCCUUCCGCCUGAGUACCGAGAACGCCAUCCAAGUUCUGGAGCUCCCGGGGACCACGCACGAGUACCUUUUGGAGGGCCUGAAACCUGACAGUGUCUACCUGGUGCGGAUCACUGCUGCCACCAGGGUGGGGCUGGGAGAGUCUUCAGUGUGGACCUCACAUAGGACCCCCAAAGCUACCAGUGUGAAAGCCCCAAAGUCUCCAGAGUUGCAUUUGGAGCCUCUCAACUGUACCACCAUUUCUGUGAAGUGGCAGCAGGAUGCUGAGGACACAGCAACCAUUCGGGGCUACAAGCUGUUCUACAAAGAGGAAGGGCAGCAGGAGAACGGACCCAUUUUCUUAGAUACCAGCGACCUUCUGUAUACUCUCAGUGGUUUAGACCCCAGAAGAAAAUACCAUGUGAGGCUGCUGGCUUACAACAACAUAGAAGAUGGCUAUCAGGCGGACCAGACAGUCAGUACUCCAGGAUGCGUGUCUGUCCGUGAUCGCAUGGUUCCUCCUCCACCACCACCCCACCACCUCUAUGCGAAGGCUAACACCUCAUCUUCCAUAUUCCUGCACUGGAGGAGGCCUGCGUUCACCACGGCACAAAUAAUUAACUACACCGUCCGCUGUAACCCUGUUGGCCUGCAGAAUGCUUCUUUGGUUCUGUACCUUCAAACAUCAGAAACUCACAUGUUGGUUCAAGGUCUAGAACCAAACACCAAAUACGAAUUUGCUGUUCGACUGCACGUGGAUCAGCUUUCCAGUCCCUGGAGCCCGGUUGUCUACCACUCCACGCUUCCAGAAGCACCGGCAGGCCCACCGGUUGGAGUAAAAGUGACGCUGAUAGAGGAUGACACUGCUCUGGUGUCUUGGAAACCUCCUGACGGCCCGGAGACGGUUGUGACGCGCUACACUAUCUUGUACGCAUCCAGGAAGGCCUGGAUUGCAGGAGAGUGGCAGGUCCUACACCGCGAAGGGGCAAUAACCAUGGCUUUGCUAGAAAACCUGGUGGCAGGAAAUAUAUACAUUGUCAAGAUAUCUGCAUCCAAUGAAGUGGGAGAAGGACCCUUUUCAAACUCUGUGGAGCUGGCAGUGCUUCCAAAGGAAACCCCAGAAUCAAAUCAGAGGCCCAAGCGUUUAGAUCCUGCUGAUGCCAAAGUUUAUUCAGGCUAUUACCAUCUGGACCAAAAAUCAAUGACCGGCAUUGCUGUGGGUGUCGGCAUAGCCUUGACCUGCAUCCUCAUCUGUGUUCUCAUCCUCAUAUACCGAAGUAAAGCCAGGUGUGUUUCCAAGACAGCACAGAAUGGAGCUCAACAGUUAUCUCGUACCGGUGCCUCCCUCACCAGCGGAAAUGAAAUGGGAAAGAACCUGGAAGGAGUGGUAGAAAAUGAAGAGUCCUUAAUGCCAAUGAUCAUGCCGAACAGCUUCAUAGACGCCAAGGGAGGAACUGACCUGAUAAUUAAUAGCUAUGGUCCUAUUAUUAAAAGCAACCCUAAGAAAAAAUGGCUUUUUUUCCAAGAUUCUAAGAAGAUAAAAGCUGAGCAGCCUCAAAGAAGAUUUACUCAAGCAGUCUGCUUUUACCAGCCAGGCACCACGGUAUUGAUCAGUGAUGAAGACUCCCCCAGCUCCCCAGGUCAGACAGCCAGCUUCCCAAGACCCUUUGGUGGUGCGACUGAUACUGAGCAUUCAGCAAAUAGUGAAGGCAGCCACGAAACUGGGGAUUCCGGAAGGUUCUCCCACGAAUCCAAUGAUGAAAUACACCUGUCCUCAGUUAUAAGUACCACGCCCCUGAUCCCCAGUUCCUUCACUGGCAGUGAUUCAGGUGGGGAGCCCUCGAUGAGGAAGUGUGAAGACCCUGCAGUGCCGUCAGAUGCCGAGCAAACUCUCCCUUCAGUGCCGCAGCCACCACCUGCCAUGCUCUGCUUUGAUAAAAAGGAUUUUCCAAUCUAGACAGCCAUGUCCAGGUAUUCUCACCUUUAAGUCUGUUCGAAGGACAAUGAACAGGGAGCCAAAGCCUUUUGUGAAAAUCUUGAUGUCUUUUUGGGUAUUUCACCUUUUUUGAAUGUGGUUUUUUUUUUUAUUUUUAAGCUCACAUAUUUUGAAUGUUUCAUUGUCAGCAAUGUGAAAAGACAGUCAAGAUACUUGACUGGAUUAUAAAAUAUAUCACUGGAGCAAAGGGAUGACUUUUGAAAGCCCCUUUGCUGACUAUCUACCUCAGUUUGCCAAGUGGCAAACUCAGAAGAUAACUUUGUUACCUCGUUUGUUGUGAUAGUUGAUCUCCGCUAUGUAACCAAUGAUACUUCCUAGUAGCAUUUUGUUUUCAUUGCUGUACGUGUAAUGUGUGUGAUCAAAGGAGUCAUAUAGGUAGAUGAGUAAGAAUGUUUAUCCGAAGCUCUGAUUUAAAAACAACAACAACAACAAAAAACUAUGAUACCUACAUGAUUUAGAUAAUUUAGCACCUCUGGCUGUGCAGACUGAAACCACUGAGAAGAGAAAAGUUGGGACUGUUGAUUUUACUGAAUGACCAAAACAAAAAAGUCUAUCUCUUUUGAGAACAGAACUGUUCAUUAGCGUACAGGGAAUGCUGUUGCUUCAAGGGCCUUUACACAGUGGGCAUGAGAGCCUGAAUGCUUUCUCUGCUGUAACCCAGACCUCAGCCUGUCUCGAAGCCGUGCCUUUCUACCUGCCCCUUUGCCUGACAGUUGGCCAAAGGCUGCACUGUCUAGUUUGCAAAGCAUCCUCAACCUUUCCAGAAUUAGCUGCAAAACUCCUUGCAGGAAACAGAUUUUUAAAGAGAAUAGGUUAGGGCUUUUUUUUUUCCCCCCUUAAAUCUCAGCUUGGCUUAAAGGGGUAAAGAAAUUUCAUAAAAUAUUAAGAAUGAAGAUAAGUGCAACAGUAGACAGUAAAAUAAACUUGAGGUUGUCAUGGUAACAGUGCCUUUCAUUAUAUAUUAUGAAGUUCUUUGCCUUAUACUUUUUUAAUAUUCAUGAAGUUUUUCAGGACAAGAGUACAAAAAGUUGCCUUAAGAAUUUCUUGGAUUUUUAUCAAUAACUGUUUUUAUGUACAGAAUUUUAUCAAAGCAUUUUGGUUUAUUUUUGUGCAGGUUUUGUUUAGGGAUAAGUAUUCAGAGCUCCACCAGCUUGCUUGUGUUUUCUUGAAUUCUUAAGAGAAUUUGGUACUCUGUUUAAUCUUCCUUCAGCAUCAGUGCUGUAACAAGCAGUGCUAACUCCAGGAGUGAGUUAACUCUCUUCCUGGUUUGAAAUCAGCAAACUGUUUACUUAGCCACAUAGAUAGGCUUUCUCUCAGUCAUGAGACCAUUAACUACUCGGUGCCCAGCAGUGGGAGAGGAUAAAGAAACACAUGGUGUAUAGAGAGGGGGCCCUCAUAUCUUUUAAAAGUAUUUCUUCAAACUAUCUAGAAAUGACUUUUGAGCCUUGAGCCUCAUUUUGGAAGGAAUCAUAAUGGAUCUUCCCCUUGAAACCUUUUGUUUAUAGAGGGGUCAUGUUAAAUGAUGUUCUUAAAAAAAAAAAAAUUACUGGGUAACUGUCCCACCUCUGUCACCUUCUAUCUCAAUGUCUGAUGAUACAACAUUUUUUGGUUGUUUUUUAAUCCGCAGUUUUGUGCCAAACUGGAUGUGUUCAGAAGCAGACCAACAUUAAGUGCCAGCAAACACUUCCGAACUGAAUUCCAAGUCCCCCAUUUUGUUAUCUAAAAAUGGGCUUCAUGGCGAAACAAAAAAGCAGAGCUUUAGAUGAACAAUCUGAGGCAAGGGAAAAUGCUGCUCCUGCCUUUAUAGCUCCUGUUUUAUACUACCUCCUUGUAAAGUUAUUCUAGUGUUAUUUUUUUUUCCUGUACUCAGGGAACGUUUUGUUGCUUUUGAGCUGCCUCAUGGAAGCAUGGGCAAAUUGACAGGGUAUGGCGUUUUUUUGGUUCGUAAGUAGAAGUAUGAGGGGCCAAUUUUUAUCAGUGUCUAAAUUUAAGGAGUACAAUGAGUUGGUUUUAUUAUUUUAAACUUUUGUUAAAAGGCAAACAAAAUCUAAACUUGAAACCUUGUCCAUCGUGAUUAUGGGAGAUAUGUCUAGGACUCUAUGAAUUUGAAUCAUUUUAAAAGCCUAAAGUGAUGAUCUGAAGUCCUUGAAGAGAGUAUUUUGUUUGUUUUGUUUUUGAUAAAUAGGCCCAUAGCAAUUGUAGAUCUUUAGGCUGUAACUAUUUGCUAAUUAUUUACCAGUACAUUUUUUACUCUUUCACCUUUUCAUUUUGUUCUUAUACAAGAUUUUUUCAUAAUAAUCCUGUUACCAAAGAAUUUUCAGUAGAAAGUGGAAAUUUGACUAUGAUUUCCCCCCAAGUUGAAUUAACUAGAAACAUGUAUAGGUAUAAAGCUUAUACAGGUAGUUACUAACCCAGAAUGAUAGGGUUUAUAUUAAUUGUUGUAGUUAAAUAGACUAGUAAUUUUAACUACCUUAUUGUUACCAGAGCAUUUAAAAUAAGUUCUUCACCAGCAGAUAGUUCCAUAGAAUUUCAGAUUUUUUUUUUUCUUCAGCAAGUAGAUCUUCAGCUAUACAGUAUUAAAGUAUAUUGAAAUUGUUGAAACUACUUGCUGGAGAGAAAAAAAAUCUUUUCACCAAAGAUAAAUAUUUUGGUCUCAUUGAAGUAAGAUAUUUAAUGUACACCAAAGACUUCUUUUUACUUGGCCAAAGCUAGCUUCUUUGAAGUCUUAAGUAUGAAAUUGUAACUAAAAUGUGAAGAUUCUCAUUUCUCUCUCCUAGUGGUGUUAUGUCACGGUAUUUCACUCCAAAGGGGCUAAUAUGCAAAUAGUAACUAUUUUCUUUCCCAAAGGUUUAUUCUCUGUAAGUACUGAUACGUGCAUGUCAUUUUUAUGCCAAAUAUUACAAGAUACUGCUCAUCAGUAUUUUCAUACCAAAGACCAUUAAAAUGUAUAGGUUAGCCUGUAAGUAAGUAAAGAUGAGCAGAUUUGAAAUAAAUUUAUUUAGAGGCUGAUAGGGAAACUAGCUUUAGUAGCAGAGAUAUCAAAGGGCUAAGUUUACAUAAUUAAAAGCAAUACAGUUAUAUUGGUAUUUAUCAGUGUUUUAAUUCAAGUACCUUUUAUCAGCAAAUUUAUAAAAAACCAAAGAUAUUUAAGGUUACCUCCUCAGAGAGGCAGAUUUAGUUAUACAUUAAACUGUUGUUUCUUGUUUUUAUGUCAACCAGACUUGUCUCUCCAGAACCCAGUCUGUAUACGAGUAGCAUACGUAGGGACUUUCCAUUAAAUCUGCUGAUUCAGCCACAGGAUGUUUUUGCCAAAUGAUGUGAUACUUUCCUAAGCACCUUGAGUGUGAGAUGUCAACAGAAGUAUCAGCAGGCUUUUCCAUCGCAGAGCAUUCUGGCAACCCCUGAAUCAGCCUGCGUAGUCUUCCUCCUGCUUAAGCGUUACCUGGUUAACUCUGAGUGCUUUAGGCAGCCCCUUAAUGAGAGGGAUGUUCUCAUCUCUGGGGAGCAAUGGGAUAUAGCAGGGAAACAAACCAUAUCACUGUUUAAGUGGGCUGUACUUUGGUAGAUGUGCUCUUUAAAAUUAUCCAUAAGCUGAAAUAUUUUAUUGCAUCAAGGUGUUUCGAACUUUAGUGGAGCCUUAGGUGAAACAAAAAUCUUUUUUAUGAAAUCUGGAGUUUUAUGUUUUGAUUAACCUAAAAGUAAGGACACAGUUUUAUCCACUGAUUGGCUUUAAAAAAAAAUGAGCUUUGGCACACCAGGGAAAUUAGAUCCUCAAUGAAAUGCCUUUUAUUUGCCUUUACUUCAAACAAGAGCAGUGCCACCAUUGGGAACAGUGACAGUGGUUUGCAUUGGUUUGUCUUGGCUUCGUUAAGGAAUGUCUGCCAGGAAUUUGCUCAUGUUGACGACUCAGGAUCCUUGUUCAGGUCCACAUGAAGACAGCUUUGGAAAUGAUUCAGAGUGUCACAAAAAGAUGGAUUUGAAAGUUGUUUUUUUUUAAAUGCUAGAAUGUGGUUCCACCUCAGAAGUGGCUGUAGUGAUUCACAUAUAUUUAUAUUUCAUUGAAUGUAAAUUUUUAAUGCUGAAUGUAAAAAAAAAAGUUUCAAUAUGUUGAGAGGGUCAUGAUCUGAGACUAAACAUGUAUUUUGUAGACUUUGUUCCUGACACAUGGAUAAAAUUGCUUUGGUUGAGUACUCAUGUUUUCUAUGGGCUAUGAGCACACCAGUAGAGGGUUCUGGAGAAUCACCAUACACAACCAGUUGUCUAUUUGUGAAUUUUAUUGAUGUUUAGAAGAACACAUACAUAGAAUUCUCUGUGAAGUUGAUUUAUGCUCAGGACAUAAGAUCACAGGCUAAUGCAAUGUGUAUGUUUUCAGGCUUUAAUCUUCUCAGGCAUUUUCCCUUCGUAAACCUUUAAAAGUGUUUAACAUGACAGUCUUGCAGUUUUACCAGACAGAUACUGUACUAUUUUCUUACUGCUGCUAUAAUAAAUUACCACAGAGUUGGCCUUAAAACAACACAAAUUUAUUUUCUUAUAGUUCUGUAGGUAAGAAGUCUGACACAGGUCUCAAUGAGAUAAAAUCAAGGUUCGUUUCCUUAUCUUUUCUGGAGUUUAGAGCUGUAGACCCCUCCCUCUAUCUUGAGAGUUGGUAACAUAGCAUCUCUCUGGCACCACUUCCAUUACUCUGUCUGUUUUUCUGACCCCGACAAGGAAGGGUUCUCCAAUGUUAAGGACUAUGUGAUUAGAUUGGGCCCAUCUGGGUGAUCCAGGAUACUCCCGCAUCUGAAAAGUCCCUUUUGCUGUGUACAGUAACACAUUCAGAGUUUAGGGAUUUGGGCAUGGACUUACGUGGGUGGCCAUUAUUUUGCCUACAAAUUUCUGUAGAAUUCUGAUCCCCAUAAAAUGUCUGUAGCAUUACAGAGAUUGUAUAAGUGUAAAACUGUGUGCCUCUAGGGGAUCUUCAGAAUUUCAAAAACUAUGAAAACUUUGGCUUAUUGCCUGUCAAAUGUAUACAUUAAACUCUCUCUACAUCACUUGCAAAAGCAAUUCAGCUUUAAACUUUUUGAAUACGUGCUUUGUAAAUUAACAUCUCAGUACUAUUGUUUAAUAGGAAGUUUCCUAAAUAUUUGGCUCUAACUUUAUAGAAUUUUGUCAGAAAUUUUUGAAAACUGUUCUUAUGAGAGUUGAGCUUUCUUCUUUUCUCUUAAGUGAUUGUGUUGUUGGGGUAGGGUUGGGGAAAGACCUCAAACACAGGGACUCAGAGUAGAUGAACAGGACUGUGCUUAAGUUUAUUUUCUUUUAAAAGCAUGUUUGCAACAUGUACCCUUUUUGACUUUUAAAUCGAGUUUAUUUCUUCAGCUUCACCAGCUACCAACUGUUUGGUUUUUAGUUUAUAACCUCUUGAUUUUCUAACACCCUCAGCAAGAGCUUCCACUUACUUUGUCAACAUGUACAACUCCUAGGAAAUUUUCUUUCUUAUCAUUCUUCUUUGAUUUCAAUUGUCCCUUUUCCUAGAAAGCUUUAGAUUCCACAGCUGUAGUUUGUUCUAAUUUCUAGAUCAUUUUAAGUCAAGCCUUUUUUCAGAUUCGAAGGAUAGUUUAUAAUUCUACCCUAAUUUUCAGACCAUGAUGAUAUUCUAAGGUUAAGAGUGCUGGUCACUUUUCAGCUACUUCUGUCUCUACUUCUUGGGAAGGAAUAAUGAAUGCCAUUUACAGAGCAUAUGUGACGUGCCCAGCACAUGCUUCACCUCUGCAAACUGCUUCAUUCUGCAAAGCAAGUAUUAUCCCCAUUUUAGAGAUCAGAAAACAGGUUUACAGUGUCUAAUUUGCCAAAGAUCACAGCUAGUAAGUGGCUAGUAAGAUAUAAACUGGAGUUGGUCCAACUCCAGCAUUUAUAGAAUUUCUACUGUGAUGCAUUUUCUCAGCAAAGAAAUGAUCUUUAUUACCUCAGCUCAUAGUGCCUUCUGCUGUGUUAAGACAACCUGUCCACACAGGCAUAGCCAAUCACUAGAGAGAGAUGUCUGUCUUCAUUACGUCUGUUUAUUCACAGGAGGAAUUCAGGAGGCUGGGCGAAAACUCAUUCCGUCACCUCCUAGCAUCCCUCUUUCCUUCUUUGAAACCUUUCAUUCUCUUAGCCAAAACUGUGUCUGAAGGCUGGUGCUUAUGCCUAGAGUUGCAUUAAAUAAGGUGGGCAUGGUUCUGGACUCCUUAUCUAUUCAAGCAUUUCCUUAUUAGACUAGGUGUUCAGAGUUGAAUUUUAUCUUUUGUAAUUUUUCUCUAGUCCUCAUAUCCAAGUAGGCAUUUAUUAACUAGAAAAAGCCAGAUGUGUAGCCAGUCAUCCCUUCUGGCUAGAUCUGAAGAGUAUAGUUUUUAUUGAAUUCAACCUAAUUAAUUUAAGAGAGAGUGAAGUUGAGGGAGAAUCAUGUGGUAGAAUAAGGUAAGUCUUUGAAGCACCUAAAUUCUAGUCCUUGACCAUUUUGAGAAUUGUUUGGUAGGAAAAUUACUAACCUAUAUCUGUUCCUUUUCUUUCCAUGAAAUGAGGAUAAUUUGUUGUGUAGAAUGAAGCAGUAGUAUUUUGAAAACUUUAAAGUAUAAAUAAUUAAAAUCCAAAAGUCAUUUCUAUGAGGCUGUGAAAUAUACCUUAACAGAUUUUUUUUUUCUUUACAGGGCAGCCUUUCCAAUUACAUUUUGCCUGUGCUAAAAUGAAAAAUGUUUGCAUUUCCUGUAUAUGCACAAAAAAAAACUAACAGAAGAAAGUGGUUGAUAAAAGAUGUAGACUGGGAUUUAAACAUUCAUCUUCAAUGUAGGUGAAUCUAUAAGAGGGGGAUUUGCAGUGCUUUUGAAAGUACUAAACAUGAAAUCAUCUUACCCUAAUUUAAAUCUUUCAUCUUUUAAUAUCUUAGCUUUUAAAGAUUUAAGGAGGGAGUCUAACAUUCCCCGAGGGGUGGACAGAAGUACAUUUUUAGAAUUCUUCUCUAAUAGAUCUACUUUUUCAAGAUUAUAGAGCAUUUCAACAUUUCGUUAAACCAUUUGGAAUGAAUUUUAUAUAGGGUAACACAUGCUGGCAUCUAAUUCUAGUUAACUCAAGUUAACUUUUAAGGCUUAUUGGGAGAAUUAUAUGAGUAUUGUCUUUUUUUAGAGAAAGUAAAUGUUUUCCUUCACUUUUUCUUGAACCAGCCAGUAUCACUCUUAGCAUCAUGCAUGAGAUUCUGAACACCUUUCCUGAUUUACUCAAGUUUCCUAUCUUGUAAGUAGUCGAUGGUAUGCAGACACAGUCCUAACUUACAAACUUUUUCUUUAAAAAUUUAUGUCACAGUAGUUUAUUUUUCUAUAGAACUAUCUUUAAAAACAACAGAAAUACUUGAAAUGCUUACCUAAAACAUUUUUCUCCCCAUUACCACAUUCUCUAUAUCUAUUCCCUUUGCAAAUGGAAAUGAUUAGCAGUGAUUAGCAGUGUGAGCCUGUUUUAGAAAUUUGCAAAGCCUGAAUACACACACAUUGAUUGCCUUAGCCUAUCAGUAGACUAGAGGACAUAUAUUAAGUAAGUUUGUCUGUCUGUUGCUGUUGUUGGACAAAAUUAUCUGUGUACGCGUGAUUUUUUUUCUUUGAAGAUGUGAAUUAAAUGAAAGUGUGGGAGCCAGUUAUAUUAUUUCGUAUUAUGGGUGUUCUGGAUCCUUUCACUCUGUAUACCAUUUUCUUGUAAGGGUAGCAUUUGCAGACUAGCUAAUGGACUCCAGAGCUGAGCUAUUUUAAUUUUAUACUUGACUCAGGGGAUCAGCUCUGUGAACUCCAUUGCAUGAAGAAAGCAAAUGUUUGCCUUGAUUUUGAAUGUACCUUUUUAAUGUCUUCUUAAAACAUAUUUUGCUUAAUAAUGUGGGUUUGUUUUCUUUUUCUAGCAUUAUAGUAAAUAUUGCCUAGUAUUCCCCCCCUCCCCAGGAUAGUUUAUAUACUGUCCUACAGGUCAUGCCAAAAAUGAAUAAAAGUUUAAAUGCCAAAAUGUUUAUGAAACUGCUGUCUAAGUACUGAUUGAUUGCACAGUUUAAAUAAAAGUUUUCCUUAGUUAAAAAAAAA
Molecule: messenger RNA, 11840 nt
Organism: Vicugna pacos (alpaca)
Lineage: Eukaryota; Metazoa; Chordata; Mammalia; Artiodactyla; Camelidae
Source: RefSeq, a predicted model, not a curated record